AUGUUGACUGCAAUAUAUAAACACUGUGUUUUAACACUGUUUAUAUGUUUAUUACAAUUAAGCAAAGCAAUUAAUGCUGUCACAGAUUCAGACACAGAAGAUGCUUGUAACCCACUUACAAAUGCAACCCCUGGUUUUAAAGUAAGAUGGUAUAAUUAUACUCUCGGUGAUACAAAUUCUUUUACAAGUUUAGAUUACAUGGCUUACGAAUACUAUCAACAGUCUACAGCUUAUCAUUCAAUGGAUGGCGUAGAAACAGUUGAAUUUGAAUCAGGGUUCCCAUGCCAAUAUGACGAGAAUAACUCUGAUGAUUACUUUAUUUGUUAUUGUGAUGGCUAUAGUACAAACAACGGGAAUUGGGUUUGUCCAUGCUCUGGGUCUAAAUCUACUAGUUCCAAGACCUGUUAUAAUAGCCAAGCAGAUUCCGUCACUUUACCAUUAAUUUAUGAUUACGAUACUACUUUCACUAAUUUUACUAUGGAGAUAACUGGUUACUUUUUAGCACCGGAAACAGGUCCAUACAACUUUACCCUCGGAAAUGUCGAUGAUUCGGCUGGAUUAUUGUUUGGUAAAAAUGCCUUCGGGUGCUGUGAACAAAAUGAUAUUACUGCUGCUACAACUGAUUUCUUUAUAAAUGCCAUUAAAGGUUGGCAUUCCGGACAAGAUGCUACCACUUCAAGUUUAAUUAAUUUAGUAGGUGGUUUUUAUUAUCCAUUAAGACUUGUUUUUUCAAAUGCUAUAUCCUAUGCAAGUUUAGAUUUUACAGUAACUUUACCUAAUGAAACUAUAAUAACUGAUUUUGAAAAUUAUGUUUUCACUUUUGACGAAGAAGAAUCUUAUUGUCCCGCAUAUUCAACCACAACAGUCCCAUGGACUGGAACAUAUACAUCUACUUUCACAACAAAAGUUACUACUGCUACAGGAUCCAAUGGUCUAACCACAACUUCCAACGUUAUUUAUGUAGAGACACCUGGUAUUGAAACCAACUCAACAAUAAUAACUGGAUGGACUGGGACUUAUGUAUCUACAUACACAACUAGCGUAUAUACCACUACUGGUAGCAAUGGGGUACCAACUACAUCUACAAUUAUUUAUGUGGAAACACCAGAUGUUGAUGCUUCAACAACAACUACAACAGGAUGGACUGGAUCAUACACAUCUACCUAUUCUACAAGUAUAUUCACUAUAACCGGUAAUGAUGGAAACCCAACUACAUCUACCAUUAUCUACGUCGAAACACCAGAUGUUGAUGCCUCAACAACUACUACAACAGGAUGGACUGGAUCAUACACAUCUACCUAUUCUACAAGUAUAUUCACUACAACCGGUAAUGAUGGAAAUCCAACUACAUCUACUAUUAUCUACGUCGAAACACCAGAUGUUGAUGCUUCAACCACUGUGAUUACAGGAUGGACUGGAUCAUACACAUCUACCUAUUCUACAAGUAUAUUCACUACAACCGGUAAUGAUGGUAAUCCAACUACAUCUACAAUCAUCUACGUCGAAACACCAGAUGUUGAUGCUUCAACAACUACUACAACAGGAUGGACUGGAUCAUACACAUCUACCUAUUCUACAAGUAUAUUCACCACAACCGGUAACGAUGGUAAUCCAACUACAUCUACUAUUAUCUACGUCGAAACACCAGAUGUUGAUGCUUCAACCACUGUGAUUACAGGAUGGACUGGAUCAUACACAUCUACCUAUUCUACAAGUAUAUUCACUACAACCGGUAAUGAUGGUAAUCCAACUACAUCUACAAUCAUCUACGUCGAAACACCAGAUGUUGAUGCUUCAACAACUACUACAACAGGAUGGACUGGAUCAUACACAUCUACCUAUUCUACAAGUAUAUUCACCACAACUGGUAAUGAUGGUAAUCCAACUACAUCUACAAUCAUCUACGUCGAAACACCAGAUGUUGAUGCUUCAACCACUGUGAUUACAGGAUGGACUGGAUCAUACACUUCAACUUACUCCACAAGUAUAUUCACCACAACUGGUAAUGAUGGAAAUCCAACUACAUCUACAAUCAUCUACGUCGAAACACCAGAUGUUGAUGCUUCAACAACUACUACAACAGGAUGGACUGGAUCAUACACAUCUACCUAUUCUACAAGUAUAUUCACCACAACUGGUAACGAUGGUAAUCCAACUACAUCUACAAUCAUCUACGUCGAAACACCAGAUGUUGAUGCCUCAACAACUACUACAACAGGAUGGACUGGAUCAUACACAUCUACCUAUUCCACAAGUAUAUUCACCACAACUGGUAAUGAUGGAAAUCCAACUACAUCUACAAUCAUCUAUGUCGAAACACCAGAUGUCGAUGCUUCAACUACUGUGAUUACUGGUUGGACUGGAUCAUACACAUCUACCUAUUCUACAAGUAUAUUCACCACAACCGGUAACGAUGGUAAUCCAACUACAUCUACUAUUAUCUACGUCGAAACACCAGAUGUUGAUGCUUCAACCACUGUGAUUACAGGAUGGACUGGAUCAUACACAUCUACCUAUUCCACAAGUAUAUUCACCACAACUGGUAAUGAUGGAAAUCCAACUACAUCUACAAUCAUCUACGUCGAAACACCAGAUGUCGAUGCUUCAACAACUACUACAACAGGAUGGACUGGAUCAUACACAUCUACCUAUUCCACAAGUAUAUUCACCACAACUGGUAAUGAUGGAAAUCCAACUACAUCUACAAUCAUCUACGUCGAAACACCAGAUGUUGAUGCUUCGACAACAACUACAACGGGAUGGACUGGAUCAUACAUUACUACCUACUCUACCAGUAUUUUCACCGUAACAGGAACAGAUGGAAAUCCAACCACAUCUACUAUUAUCUACGUCGAAACACCAGAUGUCGAUGCUUCAACAACUACUACAACAGGAUGGACUGGAUCAUACAUUACUACCUACUCCACCAGUAUAUACACAGUAACAGGAACAGAUGGAAAUCCAACCACAUCUACUAUUAUCUACGUUGAAACACCAGAUGUUGAUGCUUCAACAACUACUACAACAGGAUGGACUGGAUCAUACAUUACUACCUACUCCACUAGUAUAUACACAGUAACAGGAACAGAUGGAAAUCCAACCACAUCUACAAUCAUCUACGUUGAAACACCGGAUGUUGAUGCUUCAACAACAACUACAACAGGGUGGACUGGAUCGUAUAUUAGUACUUAUUCCACCAGUAUAUACACAGUAACAGGAACAGAUGGGAAUUCAACCACAUCUACAAUCAUCUACGUUGAAACACCAGAUAUCAAUAGAUUAAGUACAACCACUAUUGGUUGGGGUGGUGGUUUUACUAGUACCUUUUCAACCGAGAAAUUUAUCGUUACCGGCAAUAAUGGUAUUCCUACUACUUCUACAAUUAUAUAUGUGGAAACACCAACGUUUGGAUAUUUCAAUACUUCAUCUAGUUCCACUGGUUCUUUCAGCUCUGCUAAAAUACCUGGAAGUACGACCGAAGAAAUGGUAUCCACAGUUGUAACUUUAUCGUCUGGCGAUAUUUCGAAAAGUAUUCCUAUUGUUUCAACCUUGUUUUCUAGUACAAGUAGUUCCUUCGAUUUUUCUAGCAGUUCUGAAAGUUAUGCCUCAUCAAGUUUGAUAACAAGUAUUGCAAAUCCUACAACUUCAUCGCCAAUAAGUUCAAGCAGUUCUACUUAUAACUCAUAUAGCAUUCCUGCAAGCAGUACAUCAUCAAGUUACAUUACUAGUAGUACAGAUGUUACAACUUCAUCAUUAUUAAGCUUUAGUAGUUUGGCCUACAACUCAUUUAGCAGUGAUACUAUUGAAAGUUCUACUUAUAUUCCAUAUAGCAGUACUGAAACUUAUACAUCAUCGAGUACUAUUACAAAUAGUAUUACAGCUAGUACAAAAUCAUUACCAUUAAGUAUGAGUAGUUCCAUCUAUAGCUCAUAUAGUAGUGAUAUUGUUACAAGUUCUUUAUCGUUAGGUUUUAGUAGUUAUACCGAUAGCUCCUAUAGCAGUAGUAUUGCAAGUUCUAUUCAUAUUGUCUCUAGUAGUACUGAAAGCUACACACCAUCUAGUCCCGUUAUAUCUAUUAGUACGGCUAGUACAAUAUCAUUACCAUUAAGCAUGAUUAGUUCAGCCUACAGCUCAUUUAGUGGUGAUACUAUUGAAAGUUCUACUUAUAUUACCUAUAGCAGUACCGAAAGUUAUACACCAUCAAGUUCCAUUGUUACUUCUAGUAUAGUUGGUACAAAUUCAUCACCAUUAGUUUUGAGUAGCUCUACCUAUUGCUCAUCCUGCAAUGCAGAAAGUUAUGCACCAUCAAGUUCAAUUAUAACUAUUAGUACGGAUGUUACAAGUUCAUUACCAUUAAUCACGAGUAGUUUGGUCUACAGCUCAUUUAGCAGUGAUACUAUUGAAAGUUCUACUUAUGUUUCCUAUAGUGGUGCUGAAGGUUAUACAUCAAUGAGUUUGGUUACAAGCAGUACAGAUGCAACAAGUUCACCAUUAAGUUUUAAUAAUACCAGCUAUAUUUCCUAUAGCAAUACAGAAAGUUAUAUACCACCAAGUUCCAUUGUUACUUCUAGUAUGGUUAGUACAAAUUCAUCACCAUUAGUUUUGAGUAGUUCUACCUAUUGCUCAUCCUGCAAUACAGAGAGUUAUACACCAUCAAGUUCAAUUAUAACUAUUAGUACAGAUGUUACAAGUUCAUUACCAUUAAUCACGAGUAGUUCGGCCUACAGUUCAUCUAGUAGUGAUACUAUUGAGAGUUCUACUUAUAUUUCCUAUAGCGGUACUGAAGGUUAUACAUCAUCUAGUUUGAUUAUGAGUAGUACAUACGCUACAAGUUCAUUAGCAUUAAGUUUUAAUAAUUGCAGCCAUAUUUCCUAUAGCAGUACUGAAGGCUAUACAUCAUCUAGUUUGAUUACAAGCAGUGCAGUUACUACAAUUUCGUCACCAUCAAGUUUGAGUAGUUCAACAUACUGUUCAUCUUGUAACAGAGAAAGUUAUAUAUCAUCUAGUUUAAUCAUGAGCAGUACAAAUGUUACGAAAUCAUUACCGUUAAGUUCGACUAGUUCCACUUAUAACACAUUCACUAAUAGUAAAAAUGUACCAAGAUCAAGUUCUGUUUUGAGUGGUAAUAUCGUUACAAAUUCAUUGUCAUUUACACCUAAUAGUUUUACUUCCAGUGUUUCUUCUGCAAUUCCAAUCACUACGAUUACAGUUACAAGUAUUAGCACCGUUACAGAUUCUGCAACGACAUAUAUUACUUAUGUUACAUAUACUAGUACAGAAUCUACUUUCGGUAAAAAUAAUGGAAAUGAUUAUACUACUACUACUACUAUUACACCAAGUUUGUCAAGUAAUAACAUUCUUUCGAGUACUGAUAGUGUUACGACAACAACUUCUAACAAUGGUGCAGUUACUUCUACUAUUAUUAAUUCCAAGAACACAAAUGUCGAGACUAGUAAUACUAAGAGCAAUGAGGGCACCACAAUUAUUGAUAAUGGCACUCCUGUGUACUCUGUUACAACCGAAACAAAUAGCAUGGACUUUACCACUAAGAGUACGCCUGCUACUAUCGAAACGACUACAGAUACUUUGAGCACUACUUCAAGUACCGGAGAAUAUACCGCUACCAUUACUACCGAUAAUAACAACAAUAUUAGUGAAACCCAACACACAUCCAAAACAUUCGAUACUAAUAACAUUGUUACAACGUUAAGUACUGCUAAUACCGGUGCCACUACUAUCACACCAAUUAUUUCUACGCAACCAGUUACGACAUCAUCCAGUAGUGCAACUAUUAACAGUAGUGCUUAUUCAUUUUCCAUUUAUACAGCUGGUGUUCGCAAAAACACACCAUCUAUAUCAUUAAGUGUUUUCUUUGUGAUUUUUAUUUCAUUUUUUUAA
Messenger RNA from Saccharomycodes ludwigii, 5898 nucleotides. RefSeq lists its product as uncharacterized. NCBI's taxonomy places the organism in Eukaryota, Fungi, Ascomycota, Saccharomycetes, Saccharomycodales, Saccharomycodaceae. The record is from RefSeq and is a predicted model, not a curated record. Bases 1 to 5898 code for a protein of 1965 amino acids. The transcript has a single exon. Gene Ontology annotation, biological process: flocculation.